Messenger RNA from Xyrauchen texanus (razorback sucker), 3767 nucleotides. Its product is annotated as deoxynucleoside triphosphate triphosphohydrolase SAMHD1-like. Gene Ontology annotation, molecular function: dGTPase activity. Gene Ontology annotation, biological process: regulation of innate immune response; defense response to virus; dGTP catabolic process. The record is from RefSeq and is a predicted model, not a curated record. Gene Ontology annotation, cellular component: nucleus. NCBI's taxonomy places the organism in Eukaryota, Metazoa, Chordata, Actinopteri, Cypriniformes, Catostomidae. The transcript has 17 exons. The coding region runs from base 733 to 2160 and encodes 475 amino acids.
UUGAAAAAGAUGACUGAAGAUCCUGAAAUCCUACAGGAAAUACUUGUUUGAAAAAGUGAAGGUAAGAGAAUAAUGUAUUUAAACAGGCCUUAAACAAAUCUUGUGCUUGUGAGAAUUACUUGCUGUUGUGACUUGAGAAUAUAGUACUUCUGUCAACUACACCUAUCGGUUCAGCUAAUAAUAUAAUUCAUGUGUACAUGCCAAAUAUCUAGUUGAAUCAAACAUGUCUCGUUAGUUCUUGGUGACAGGCUACAAGAUUUAUAAAACAAGGGACGGAUCAAAGUCGACCAGUUCAACCGAUGUUAGAACUGUGGCACUAAAAGAAGAAAAGAAGAAGUGUCUUUCCUAAUGUAAUGAAUUAAGCUUUGAAUAUGACAUCAUGUCACUGUUAGAGAGCUCAAGAACUGAGAUUUGCAUCUCAAUAUGAAUUGAACACCGGGGAUGUGCCGUGAGCUUUGAGACUGGACAAGCAUCAAAGGCCGGGGACCCCCAGCAUGAGGUACCCCCCCUUUCAGAGGCUACCCAUUUGGCACUUUUCCCCACCUCUCUAGGGCUGGGGAGGGGGAAGAGGGGAGGGGAAAGAGGAGAGAGAAAGGGAAAAGCGGAAAUGAAAUAAUCACCAUCAACCUUGACAGACAAGGUCCAGAAGAACCACCUGAUGUCCAAUCAUCAGUCAUUAACAUCCUUAUCUAGUCUGGUGAAUAAAGUAAACAAGAGUUUGUGGAGUAAUGCAUGAACUUUACAAAUGGAAACAUGAAGAUUUUCAAUGAUCCCAUUCAUGGUACAAUUGAGCUUCAUCCUCUGCUGGUGAAGAUUAUUGAUACUCCUCAAUUUCAGAGACUCCGUCAUAUUAAACAACUGGGAGCAGAAUACUGGGUCUAUCCUGGAGCAUCACAUAAUCGCUUUGAACACUCCAUUGGGGUGGCAUAUUUAGCAGGAUGUCUGUUAAGAAGUCUACAAGAGAAGCAGCCAGACCUCAAUAUUACUCCUCAAGACAAUCUGUGUGUCCAAAUUGCUGGUUUGUGCCAUGAUUUAGGUCAUGGUCCAUUCUCUCAUUUGUUUGAUAUCCUGUUUAUCCCUGAAGUCCGGAUGUCAGGUACCCAGUGGAAGCACGAGAUGGCGUCGAUUCAGAUGUUUCAGCACAUGGUUGAUCAGAAUGGACUGAAAGAGGUGAUGGGAAACUAUGGAUUGAAUCCAGAUGAGGAUCUUCCCUUUAUUGAGGAAUUAAUUCAGGGUGUGGAUAGUUCAGCUGGAGAGUGGUCAGCGAGAGGCAGACCUGAACAUAAAUCCUUCUUGUAUGAGAUUGUGGCAAAUAAACGGAACGGCAUUGAUGUUGACAAAUGGGACUAUUUUGCCCGAGACUGUCAUCACCUUGGCAUCGGCAACAGCUUUGACCAUCAACGCCUGUUGAAAUUUGCACGAGUGUGUGAAGUGGAAACAGGAGAGAAGAAAUCUCAUUCUAUCUGCUUCAGGGACAAGGAGGCAGAUAAUGUUUACGACAUGUUUCGCACUAGAUACACUUUGCAUCGCCAGGCGUACCAGCACAAGACUAUCAGCAUUAUUGAAAUCAUGAUCAAAGAAUCUUUUCUACAAGCCAAUGAACACCUCCACAUCUCAGCAGCCAUAGAAAACAUGGUGGAAUACACUAAACUCACAGAUCACUUAUUUGAGAAGAUCUUGUACUCCACUGACGACAACCUGAAAGAUGCUCGAAUGAUUCUUGAGGACAUUGUCAAUAGACGCCUGCCAAAGAUUGUUGGAGAAGCCAGACUGACAGAAGCUGAACAUAAAGACAUCUCAAAGAAAACACUGAAGGAUAAUUGGAUGACAGCUGUGGAGAAAUGGUCUAAAAAUACACUGGAUUUCGUGGUUGCUGUCGUCAAUAUGGAUCAUGGCAUGAAGGGUAAAAAUCCCAUUGACAACGUCUAUUUCUACAGCAAGAGGGAUCCGACCAAAGCCUUCAAGAUUAGGAAAUAUCAGGUGUCCAGUUUCCUGCCGGUGAAGUUUUAUGAAAAGCUUGUGAGAGUGUACUAUCGAGGUACAGAGAAACGGGAACUAGAAGAAGCUCAGCAGUGCUUUGAGAAUUGGUGCAAAGACAAUUUUGGAGUUCUGCCUGAAGAGGGAAAAUGUUCUCAGGCUACAUACCAAAGCAAGGAUUAACAACUGCGACAAUAACCCCGUAAGAGCAUUCCAGAUCCAGAUCAGCAACAUUUUGACAGAGAUGCUGAAGACAUGAAAGAGGUCAUGGAAGAACAAUCAAAGGACUUCUUCAGCUGCAGGGCAUUUGAAUCUCAUGUGGACUAAAACAAAAGAAGUUAUGCAAGUUUACACUGUAACUGUAUUUAUUCUGUGAUGGAUUUCAGCUGUAGUCACUGCAGUGAUAAAUAUGCCAAUGAAGUCUUUUAUUCUUGCAUUUUAGUCUUCUUAUAAUAAUAAUACAUACAGCAAAAAUCAACAGAAACAAAUUGUUAUUCUAUGCAGGAAUGUCCUGAGACUCCUGACUUGGAGAAAAUUGUAUUUGCAAUGUACGUUUAUACAAUUUGCAAUCGCAGCUUUUCUCAGUUGCUAACACACUAAAAUGUAAAUCUAAUGGCCCAAAUUCCCAAACCAUUACGUCCAUUCUCAAAAGACUAAAGCAGAGAUGGCAGUUCAAAAGGAUUUAUUUACAAAAAAUGAGAGUCAAGGAAAAGCGCUUCCAGUGCCGGCUGUAGAUGGCAGAUCAAACGAGCCUCUAAGGGCUAUUGAAGAGUGUGUUAGUAAGAAGAGUGUGUGCAUUGAUGUAGUCUGCAGCAAUCUGAAGAGAGUCUGUUAAAGCUGGUGUGGUACAAAGCAAAGCCCAGACGAUUCUCCCAAGACACUGGGAAAUACAGAGGAAUCCUCCUCUUCAUGAAAUGGGCACCAAACUAGUGAGAGCAACAGCAAGCGGGCAGGUAACCGCACCUCUACAACCAGGCACAGUUAACGUUAACGUGAACAAUACACUGGCACAGAAAGAGGGAAACACAAGGAAUAAGUAGGGAGUGCAAUCAGAGUGAAGCAGGUGGAACCGGGCGAGUAAUUCAUGGCUGUUAAAUGUUGAUCACAUGUGCCGGCUUCACCUGUGAGACACAAGGGAGAGAAAAACAAACAAUGGCAUGAGCCGGCACAAAUGCUGGAACCGUGACAGCAUUUGAUUCUGUUAAAAAUAUGGAAAACUGAAUAAAAUUGGAGGGAGGUGACCAGAAACAGGGUUGAAACCCAAUAGACUAAAACUAACUUCAUAAGAACAUAACUGUAUUUACAGUAUUAGGCUUAUUCGUUCUCUGCAUUGUACUCUGCACAAAGACAAUAAAGUUUAAGCUACUGUAAUCGAAUUGUGAGAACACAUCUUUAAACGCAUACCUCAGGUCUUUAGUGACCCAGGAACACAUUCUACCCCCAUACCUCAUGCAUUUGAAGUUGUUCCCACACCUCUUUAGGAUUCCUCAAUCUCUCUCUUAUAUACAGUGUAAAAAAUAAAAUGAAUAAAAAAUGAUAGUGGUUAAGAACCAAAUGUGUAUAGGGUCAUUAGAGACCCAAGGUAAGGAGGAGUGCAUGUUGUUUCACAGUGCUUCACUUUUUCCACAUUUUGUGAUGUUACAGCCUCAUUCCUUAUUCGAUUAAAUUCAUUAUUUUCCUCAAAGUUCUACAAACAAUACCCCAUAAUGACAACGUGAAAGAAGUUUGUUUGAAAUCUUUGCAAUUGUAUUAAAAAUAAAAAAUGAAACGAAGAAGAUUCUCUCAUCAUU